GAACUUAUGAUUUCCGCAAACCAUGUCAGUUGGUUUCCUAUCAGUUUCAAGUUGAAUUUCGUUUAAUCAAUACCCAAAAAACGCUAUGGCUGCACUUAAGAUUGUAGUACUGAUUUGUGCAGCAAUUUUGGCUUGUCAGGCUGCUUACAGUUCACGGCAAAGUGCAGAAUUGGCCACUCAGGCGCCGCCAUGUUAUACAGAGCUGAACCAGGAAGAAACCAAAGAGUUUCACAAACGUGCUCAAACCGGUGACGUAACUGCUGACGAUGAACAUUACAAGAAAUACGUGGCCUGUUACAUGCGCAAUCUGAAAAUCGUGGACACCGAAGGACGCAUCAAGAAACCGGAACUCAUCGAAUUCCUGGGAGAAGGUCGGGAUCCUCAUCAGCUGAGGGCCGUGGUCGAUCUCUGUGCCGAACAGAAUCAAGGCAAUACUCCGGACGAUCGAUCCUUCGACUUCCAUCGGUGCUUCUGGACCAAAAAAGAAUUCCAAAUGUAAAGAGAACCGAAUUUUUUUUGGGUCUGCCUUUAGAACCAAUGUGAGCUGAUAUAGUGUUUAUGUAGGAAUAAAAAAAUCCCUUAAAUUA
Messenger RNA from Uranotaenia lowii, 587 nucleotides. RefSeq lists its product as uncharacterized. The record is from RefSeq and is a predicted model, not a curated record. NCBI's taxonomy places the organism in Eukaryota, Metazoa, Arthropoda, Insecta, Diptera, Culicidae. The coding region runs from base 86 to 499 and encodes 137 amino acids. The transcript has 3 exons. Gene Ontology annotation, molecular function: odorant binding.